This is a messenger RNA of Polistes dominula (European paper wasp), 4375 nucleotides long. It is a transcript of the gene Ephrin, whose product is annotated as ephrin. Lineage: Eukaryota; Metazoa; Arthropoda; Insecta; Hymenoptera; Vespidae. Gene Ontology annotation, biological process: ephrin receptor signaling pathway; axon guidance. The record is from RefSeq and is a predicted model, not a curated record. Gene Ontology annotation, cellular component: plasma membrane. Gene Ontology annotation, molecular function: ephrin receptor binding.
ACCAAGCAGGAAAGUACCGUUUUCUCUUCGCGCGCAGAAAGUCUUUCGAAUGACGGCACUGUUCGACCUAACUACGGCCUAUAAUAACGUUGGUUCAUUCGAUACCCAAUACUUUUGUCAAUUUCACAUAGAGUUUUUCUACUCUUUUGAAAAAAUGAUAAUGUGAUUUGAAAACUCUUUUUUUCGAAAUAAAAUCAGUGAGAGAUCAAUAGUGUUCUUGCGAUCUAUCAUCGAUAUCGAAGUUAUCUUUGAAAUCUGCGGAUUCAGUGUUUCUUUGUUCUCAGUGAAAACAGGUGGAUAAAAAUAAGUUAUCGAAGUAAAAAAUUGUUGGAAAUAAUACGUUUUUGAAAAUAUUUUCAUCGCCUAUAUAUUGUUCUUCAAGGUUUACUCCUUUAGAGUUAUAUUCCACAUCGCAAUAUUGGGAUUUUUACGGUCUUCGUGAUACAUCUACUUUGAUUCGUUCGGCUCGAAGAACGAUCUUCAAAGAAGAGUCGGUUCGAAGAACUUACUCUUCUCCCUAGCCGUUAGUGUAAGGUGUACGGUGAGAGAGAACGCGCGUAGGUCGAAGAUCGACGGCCGACGGUGCGCCGUUGAUAUGCGGAACGUCUCGAACCUCCAAGCACCGUGAUUUUCUCGAGAGAAAACUCCUGGAAAAAGCUGGACCAAUGAGAGGUCUGGCAAGAUACACUCUAGGCGAGAGAAGCACGGGAUGGAUCCAUGGGACAAGGUAUACUUCGCCGCUGGACAACUUUGAAAAGAACCGAACGGAGUCUGGAAACGAUCGAGUUUGAUUUAGUCGAUAGCGCAAAUUAACUAUCAUUGUUAAUUUCGUAGAUCAUCGAUCGCCGUGGAUUUAUCGUAACAGAUCAUCGCUGUAUCUUCGAUUUUUCUCUAAGAUAAAUCAUAAUAUUGGGUGCAUUCGAAAAGGAUUAAGGAGAGGCAACUCGCUGAUAGAAAAGUUUAAGUGAUAAAGUGGAUGUGGUGGCCGUGCGACGAAUUAGUGGAAGGUGGUUGUGGACGACACCAACGACGACGACGCCGACGAAAGUGCAAGUGUUCUCGUUCCUCUUGCUGUUAUUGUUGUUGUUAUCGUUUUUUCAUUGUUCUCAUUAUUGAGUCCAAGUGCCCGUACUGACGGUGCUCGUCCUCGUCCACGUUUUUACGAUGGUUUCCAAGUCACUUAUGACCCUGGUGUUCCUCGUGUGCCUACAAACGGUUUUACUAUCAACCGUGAGCAACUGUGCGAAGGCGAUCAGCUUGUAUUGGAACACCACGAACUCGAUAUUUCGAAUAGACAACACGGAUCAUAUAAUAGACGUGAACAAGAAUAACGCGGUGUUUGAGUACGAUCAAGUGAACAUAAUUUGUCCAAUGUAUAAAACGGGCACAUAUGAUCCGGAAAAAUACCUCAUUUACAACGUGUCUAAAGAAGAGUACGAGACGUGCCGAAUAACGAACCCGAGUCCUCGGUUAAUAGCAAUUUGCGACAAACCAUACGAGGAUAAGUACUACACGAUCACCUUCAGGCCGUUCACGCCACAACCGGGGGGUCUCGAGUUUCUACCCGGCCACGAUUACUACUUCAUCAGCACCUCGUCCAAGGAAGAUCUGCAUAGGCGCAUUGGUGGACGAUGCAACACCGACAACAUGAAGGUUGUUUUCAAGGUUUGCUGCAGCAACGACACCUCGUCCUCGUCUGCCACGUCUCGCAACAACUCCGUACCCGUGACCAGCAGCACCGUACCCAGCAGCAGCUCAACGAGUACCGCAGUUUUGGGCGGAGGAGCAAGUGGUAUGAUGCCACCACCACCGCCACCAAGCGUCCUCAAAGGUGGAGAACGAUUCUACCCGGGAGGCAACAUUCAUCAUCAUCGCGAUCAUCUUCAACCGGCUACGGUGAUGCCGACCCACGUUCCCCCUUCAGCGUUGUACCCUGUACAUCCGCAUCAGCCACAGCCUCCGAUUCACAAUGGACCUCCGUCUGUCUCCUCGCCGCCAAAGACCUCGAUUGGACAGAAGAAAAAGAACAAGGAAUACUCAGAUCAUCCUAAUGAGGUAGUGAAGAACGAAGAACUAACGUACAGCGGUGCGACGUCGUAUGGGUUCGGGCAGGUCCUGUUCCUGAUGGUCUCCAGCCUUCUGAUAAGUGUUUUCGUUCCGCAAUUUUUGCGGUGAAGCGACGACACUGCCAACGAAGAGCGUAUCCCAUGCGUCGAACCCCUUCUUCUGUGAUUAUCCUACGUUUAAUUAAUUUCCUGAGGCACGCAGCGCCGCUGUCAUGCGUUGUGGCCCCUCGAUCGUGGGACGCGCGCAGAUCAACCAUUGCUCGUCGGUUGCGAGCAAAUCUGAGAUCGGAAUGCUGAGAUGGAAGAAAAAGAUAUAUUAUACAUAUAUAUAUAUAUAUAUCUAUUAAAUAAAGCCGGUAAGAAGGUAGAAAUAUAUAUGCGGAUGGACCUAGGAAGAUUACUAUGUCCGAAUAAGAGACUCGCGGCAAAGCCAUAUUAACUACUAAUAAAAAGGAAAGACAAACGGGAUGGCGUAUUGAUGUCAAGAUAGUCGAACAAGAUAACAACGACGACAAAAAAAGAGAAGAAGAAGAAGAAGAAGAAGAAGAAGAAGAAGAAGAAGAAGAAGAAGAAGAAAAAUAAGGUGAAGAAAAAAUGCUGAAAAAUAUGAAGAAGAUGAACGAGGAGAAACGCUGCUACUAGAUACUAUUAUAGUACGCCCACUAUUAUCACUACUAUAAAUGGUAGUCGUAUUGGUUGUCCUUCUUAUCGUUACGCUAAUUCUAGGUAUUUAUUCGAAAAAUACAAGAGAGCAUGGAAAAAGAGCGAGUGUAUGAUAGUAAAUGCGAACGAACGCGUGAGAAAAAUAUGUGUGCGAGUAAAAAGCGUGUUUAAGUAUCUUCGAAGCGAAUAACGUUUUAACACGCGUACGGAGAGGGUCGAAUCUAUCCUGAACUAACGAACAAAUCAUCGUUAAACCAACGGAAGACAAAGCUCGAACGAUUUAACUCGACACAAAUAAUGAUAUUAUCUAACCAUCGUCGAAAAACUAAUGUUCAUUUUAACUGAUAAUCGUUCUAGUUCAUCUUUCCGUUUGAAUUUUCGUAAGCGCGUAAUCGUGCAUUCGUCUAACCAGGAUAAUUAGCACGCCUGUAAAUAAAUUCCUAAUGAAUAUGUACAAGUGAAUCCUUGAGAGCUUAUUCAAGCUGCAAGGAGAUUUAGGAGAGUGCCGUAUACUAGACGAAUCUUAUAUAUGACGCUCGAGUGAGCGAGAAAGAGAUAAAGAGAAACACGUAACCAUUUACGAGGACACGAAGCAUAUAUUUGUGAAAUAAAUACGAUUAAAACGUGAAAACGAUCUAUCGUUAAUGUUAACAACUUUGCAAAUUUAAGGGACAGUCCAACGAACUCAUCUUGAUCCUACGCGUCGAUUUUAAUCUGACGAAUCGACGAUUAUCAACUAUCUCUUCUCGUCUCGAUCGUAGCAAAAAAGUAUAUAUUAUCCGUGUAUGUAAGAGAGAGAGAGAGAGAGAGAGAGAGAGUGCAUGUGUGCGUGUUCAAGAGCCGAUAAGAAAAUUCUCUGUGAAUGCGUGAUGAUAGUGAGAAUGUGAAAAUUUGUAUAAUACCUGUACCAUACCGAACUCUAUCUAUAGAUCUGUAUUAUAUUUAUUAUCCGCUAUUAUUACACUACGAAUAUUCAAUCGAUAUUCUAUAUUUACUAGUAAAAUAUCAAAUUUAAUAGCGAAUAAAUUGCGUAUCGACGUGGUGGGAGACAAAGGAAAACAGAGAAAAAAAGACAGAAAAAGAAGGCUUAUGAGAAAGGUAAACAACGAAGAAGAAGAAGAAGAAGAAGAAGAAGAGAAAAAGACUCGAGGCCUCUUAUUCUCUAAAUACGGCUAAACUCUCAUCGCAUUUGUUGAUUUUUUCCAUUAUCCGUUAUUAUAUCGGGUUUAUAAAUAUUAACUCAUUAUAUCUCUGAUUGCGAAUGAAAAACGAUUGGCCGUUCGAUCGUCUUCUUUCCUAUUUUUUUCUUUGUAUCUUGCAUCAUACUUUGAUCUAUUUCUGUUAUUUUUCUAAUUCUAUUUAUUGUCCGUCGUUUAAUCGUAUCAUGCCACGUUGUUACACGUAUAUACAUUCGUCAUAUACAUGACACGCGACACAGACAUACGUAAAACACACAUUUACACACUUGAUUAAGCGUCAAUUUUCGCGAAGACAAUUCGCGAUAAUUCGAUAAUGCAAGAGAAUAAGUGCGAACGUUUGUUCCGUUACGCAUUGGCCAUUGAAAGAUAAUUAGAUCUAAUGAAUAAUUAUUGUAAAUAUGUGUAUGCGAUAAUGAUGAUAAGAUGAUACUACUGACACUGAAGAGA